CGGCAGCAGGCGACGCUAGUCAAUCAAGUCCGCGGCCUCUCCUCCAGCAGUCGAUUUUUUGCAAUCCACCCCACCCCACCAAUCUCGACUCCAGAGACUCACCUCGCGACGUUGAGGCUGGACAAUACACGACACGAACACGCCCACGACGGAGGCUCGCGGAGUGGAUAUCGCUCGCUUGGGACCCUGAUUGCAACCAGCCUGCUCUGGCCCCUCCAUUGACCCCGUUGCCCCAAGCCCCAGGGGGGCCGAAAUCCGGGGGCUCCAUCUGCCUCCACAGUCGGUCGUUCAUCCCAUCGGAGCUCCGCCAAGUCGCAGUCUCAUCCCAAUAUCACCACCGACGCCGGUUGCGAGAUAAGGGCGUCGAGUCUUUCGUGGGGUUGUGCUGUCUAACAACUACUAUACUUGUUGGGCACACCCGCUGUUGGUUUACUCGCGGACAUCCACGCUUGCGCAAAGCCACCUACAGCACCCCCCACCACCAACAGAAGCAAUGGGUCUCAAGACUCUGGUGAAGCGCUUUGAGCUGCAGAAUGUCUCGGCUUUGACUAACGAGGACGUUCGUCCUUGCGAGGCCGAGCGACGGACGUGGAACUUCCUGGCCUUUCACAACUACUGGCUCCUGAUCAAUUGUAACAUCGCUACGUUCCUCACUGGCAGCGCGCUCAUCCCGCUCGGCCUUACUUGGUGGCAGGCCAUCAUUAGCAUCGUUGUCGGGAAUAUUAUCGCAACCACGGCGCUUCUGCUGAGCUCGUUGGCCGGUGCCUAUUAUCACAUCGGCUUUCCCGUGUACAGCCGUGCCAUCUGGGGUAUCUGGGGCUCCCAGUUUACGAUAUGGAACCGAAUCUUCUUGUCGUUUGUCUGGUAUGGCUUCCAAGCCUGGGUCGGCGGUGAAUGCAUUUACAUGAUCCUGCUUUCGUGGGAUCCCAAGUACGAAUCGCGCAUACCCAACACGAUCCCUGCUGAUACCGGGAUGACCUCUGCGCAAUUUGUCGCCUACGUCAUCUUUUGUGUCAUCAGCCUGCCAUUUCUCUGGAUCCGGCCGCACAGGCUCCAGCCGUUCUUUUAUGUCGCGGCGACGGUAACCUUCAUCUUCUUCCUGGUUUUGCUAAUAUGGGCACUGGCCACCAUGGGACCAACGGGCUUCGGCAGCACCCUCAGCUCGGAGCGCACCAUCCCUCUGACCGGCGGACCCAACAGCACUGCUUGGUUGAUGGUGUACGGCGUCAUGUCCACAGUUGGAUCCAUCGCGGCCGGCAUUCUCAACCAAAACGACUACGCUCGUCUGGCGAAGCGGCCCCGGGAUGCCAUAUGGGGUCAGGCGAUCGCGUAUCCGCUGUAUUGCAACUAUGCUGCUGUGCUUGGCAUCUUGGUCGUUGCGGCGACCCAGCAUCGCUUCGAUGGUGAGGCCAUCUGGAACCCACCCACACUCUUUGUGCGACUCCUGGAAAAAGACCCGAGCUCAGGAACCCGCGCCGCUGUCUUCUUUGCCGGCCUCGCGCUCGUUGUUUCGCAGCUGGGAAGCAGCAUACCGGGCAAUGCGCUGGCGGGUGGCAUUGACCUCGCGUCCACGUUUCCCAAGUACAUCAAUAUCCGCAGGGGCGCGUAUAUCACGGCCCUGAUCAGCCCCGCAGUUAAUCCCUGGCGGUUGGUCAACACGGCCACCAUAUUCUUGACUGUCCUGUCGAGUUACGGCAUCUUUCUUGCGCCAAUGACGGGCAUGAUGACUGCAAACUACCUCAUCGUCUGCAGGCGCAAGUUCAAAGUGGAUGACCUGUACCGCGGAGACAGGAGCAGCAUAUACUGGUACACGUGGGGGGUGAACUGGCGGGCGCCUGUUGCGUGGAUUGUCGGUGUAAUUCCACCGCUUCCCGGCUUUGUCUCACAAGUCAACACAUCGGUCACUGUUACAGACGCGGCCAUAGAACUGUACUAUCUCAACUACGUAUACGGCUAUCUCUCAAGCAUGCUGGUCUAUACGCUUCUGCAUUGGGCAUUCCCAGCCAAGGCGCUGGAUGAGUUCGUGCGCGAGCCCACGUCAGCGGCAACGCUCCAGCAACACUACCGGGACCGCUGGGACUCAGAGGCCAUGGAAGCGGCCGCCCUUGCCAGCUCCGGUGAAGGAAUAUCAGGCAAAGACACGGGAAGGAUGGUGGCGGCGGCGAUUUGAUCUGACCUGGUGGGUGUGCAGGAUGCGAGCCCGUGCAUAUGCAGCCAGUGUGCGCCUAGCCAAUGGGACUGGGCAUGUGCAAACGGGAUGGCCCGGCGACAGGGAGAAUCUACCUUUUGAAGUUCGGCAAACUUUUUCGACCCUUGAGCGACGAAGCUCUUUUUGAUAUCUACUACAUAGUACAUACUAUAAUUGGUUGUCUUUUG
Molecule: messenger RNA, 2376 nt
Organism: Purpureocillium takamizusanense
Lineage: Eukaryota; Fungi; Ascomycota; Sordariomycetes; Hypocreales; Ophiocordycipitaceae
Exons: 7
Coding region: 494-2170 (558 amino acids)
Biological process (GO): transmembrane transport; nucleobase transport
Cellular component (GO): plasma membrane
Molecular function (GO): nucleobase transmembrane transporter activity
Source: RefSeq, a predicted model, not a curated record